AUGCCAGAGACAGCAGAGGCGGUGUCAGCCACCCUGACCACCAACCGAAACUGCACGGUGGAGAUCACCAACAUCAGCGGCUCCUACUGCCUCAUCAACCCAAAGGUCCACAUGACGAGCGGGUUCUGUUUCCAUCCUCCCCAGCCCACCGUUCGCAGCACCAAAACCGAAGUCUGCUCCUUCACCAAAGACGACAACACCGCCACGGGGGCGGUGGGGGUGCUGACCUACGACCUCUUCCACAUGCAGAACCGGCUUUGCACGGAACGUCUGGCCCUGAUGUUCUCCGUUCCUUUCGACCGUAACCUCUACAAGAACUACCUGGCCUUGGGAAUCUUCGAGAACCAUCGCAGCUGCGACAAAGACCUCUACAACCACAUGUACGAAGGGAAAGACUUCACACAGUUUACCCGUGUAGAGGCAGGCGGCUCUGGAGUCACUUACAAGGGGACCCAUGUGGAUCUCAGAGCCACAAUGUCUGACAUGGGCAAAGCCAUCAUUAAACUGGAGAUCUAUGACAAAAUGGGUCACUGA
Chanos chanos (milkfish) is the source of this 534-nucleotide messenger RNA. Its product is annotated as DELTA-sagatoxin-Srs1a. Bases 1 to 534 code for a protein of 177 amino acids. Lineage: Eukaryota; Metazoa; Chordata; Actinopteri; Gonorynchiformes; Chanidae. Gene Ontology annotation, cellular component: pore complex. The record is from RefSeq and is a predicted model, not a curated record. Gene Ontology annotation, biological process: pore complex assembly; monoatomic cation transport; cytolysis in another organism. Gene Ontology annotation, molecular function: channel activity. The transcript has 2 exons.